GUACUCUAUGCAGGUCGAUGAGAAUGGGUGUUUGGGAAGCUGUUUUUGGGCAGAUGCUAGAUGUAGAUCUGCAUAUCAAUAUUUCGGAGAUGUCGUCACAUUUGAUGCGACGUACCUCACAAAUGUUUAUAAGAUGCCAUUUGUGCUGUUCUCAGGAGUUAAUCAUCAUCACCAAACCAUAAUGUUUGGUUGUGCGUUGUUAGUGAAUGAGACAGCUGAAUCAUAUAUAUGGUUACUGAGAACAUGGCAGGAAACAAUGUUUGGGCGUGCCCCUUCAACCAUUAUUACUGAUGAUGACAAAGCAAUUGCCAAAGCCAUUUCAAAGGUACUCCUAAAUAGAACUCACCGGUUGUGCUUGUGGCAUAUUUUACAAAAAUUUCUAGAACAUUUGGCACAUGUCUAUCACAAGUUUCCAGACUUUCAAAAAGAGUUUCAUCAUUGUAUCCAUGAUACUAUAACAGCUGAUGAGUUCGAGGAGGAAUGGGUUUCAAUACUAGUGAAGUAUGAUCUAGUAGGUAAUGAUUGGCUCCAAAAUCUUUACAACCGAAGGGAGAAGUGGGUCCCGGCUUACUUGCGAACGACAUUUUGUGUCGGGAUGUCAACCACGCAAAGGAGCGAGAGCAUGAAUAAAUUCUUCAAGGAUUAUGUGCGAUCAAGUACGAUGGUGAGUGACUUUGUGCAUCAGUACGAGAAAGCCUUAGAUGCACGCUAUUUUAAGGAAAAAGAGAAGGAUGUGAAAACAAAGUCGAGUAGGCCGGUUUUGAAAACAUGUUGGGAAAUUGAAGAAGAGGCGGCCAAAGUGUAUACAAGGAAGUCCUUCAAUAUCUUUCAAGACGAGCUAUUCAAUUGCCAACGAUACAAAGCAGCAAAGGUUCAGCAAGAGGGUGAGAGUAAAAUGUAUGAGGUGGCACCUAAGAGCAAGGACAAACGUAUCUAUUAUGUGACUUUCGACUGUAAAGAAGCAAAGGCAAUAUGUAUAUGUCAUAUGUUUGAGUUUGUGGAUAUUCUCUGUAGGCAUAUUCUAUGUGUAUUCAUGAAGAAAUCAAAUUUAGAUAGUUUGUCACAUCAAUAUGUUCUAGAUCGAUGGACCAUCAAUGCUAAGAGUCGAGCUAUCCAUGAAAUACCAAAUCCCGAUGGGCAUGUUUCAACACAAGAAGAUCCGAUAAUGCGAAAAAGCCAUUUGAUGAUGAAGUUUUACGAUAUUGCAGAACUUGGGUCACAAUCAAGGUUUAAAAUGGACCACCUUUCUCUUGCCUUGGACAAGGAAGACCUAAAUUUUUGA
This is a messenger RNA of Juglans microcarpa x Juglans regia, 1282 nucleotides long. RefSeq names its product protein FAR1-RELATED SEQUENCE 5-like. Gene Ontology annotation, molecular function: zinc ion binding. Lineage: Eukaryota; Viridiplantae; Streptophyta; Magnoliopsida; Fagales; Juglandaceae. The transcript has 2 exons. The record is from RefSeq and is a predicted model, not a curated record. Bases 8 to 1282 code for a protein of 424 amino acids.